Pocillopora meandrina is the source of this 11655-nucleotide messenger RNA. The record is from the annotation of a GenBank genome assembly. Lineage: Eukaryota; Metazoa; Cnidaria; Anthozoa; Scleractinia; Pocilloporidae.
UUUAUAGAACCAGAGGACGAGCAUGGGGGUAUUGAUGCUUCUAAUCAACAAUCUCAACAUGAAGGUAAGUGAAAGAGGGCGUCAAGGGAGACACAAACUCAAGACGCAAAUGAACAGACUCCUAAAACAUUGGUGUAAUUGUGUUACUGAGUCAACAUGCAUUCAUUUCGUUUAUUCAAAGUUUAUUCCUUCCCCAAAGACUGUUCAUCACACGAGGAACGAGGGCUACAUUGAGAGGGUGGUGAAAUUCAAACUUACUGCUUUUUUCGGUGGUUGUUUAAAUUGAAAAAUGUCCAUACUUGUGAAUCAUUCUUGUGUGUGUCUGAUUGUUUUACAGAGAUAGAGAAGCAUUUGGAUGAUGUUCUGCGUGUGGGUGAUUUCGAUGCGAUUGAUCAAACAGUGACUCCAAAAACCCUGGCAAGGUGUAAAACUAACACCUUAAUCAAAUCUUUCCAGGUUGGUCUUUUAACUUCAUCUUUACCUAUUUUACCGCCAUAAUUUACUUAGAGCUGUUUAGCCAGAUCAAGUUACAAAAUUGAUCCUAAUCACAUAGAUUUUGUUUCACUUCUCCAUAUGAUUAGUUCGUCAUGCGCAUACCGCUCUCUCUACUAAUUAGCGUCAAAACUACAACCAAUUGUUUCUUGUUCACUGUCUGAGAGUGUACUUGUAACCUUGAAGUAUCACUGGCUUGCAGUUAUAUCUUGUUUUCUUUCUCAUUGGUCAUCGAGGUUUCAGUGUACUAAUUUGCAAAGGACAAUUGAAAAACUCUCCCGCCUUGUUCAACAACUGGAGGCUAACAAGAAAUCAGAAACAAUAUUAUUGAUUUUUACGAGCCAUUUGAUGAAAACGAAGUCUUCAUUUCUUUUUAAACUCAGGUCAACAAAGCACUGCGAGAUUUAGCAGAUGGUGCAAACCCGGAGAAAGACGAUAUAGAACAUCUUGAAAAAUCUAUGUGCGAGUUCACAGCAGCCUUGAUAGAUCCUCUUAAAGCCGACGCCGAUACCAGAAAUACAUUUCAAAGUUGUUUUGAUGAUGUGGUGGACAAGGCAAUUGACACGAAGCAGAAGAAGGUACUACACGAGUGAUAAAAAGGUUUCCAAUCAAUACUUUAUUAAGACGAUUCUAGUGGGAAUGCUGUCGCCCAUCUGAACACAUAGGUGCCCUUACCUUUACGUGCUAUAUACGUAAGGAAAGAAUAGAGACAGCAAUGUCCCCACCAAUAACCACCGGUAAGGAGGCUUUGUGUGAUAUUGCAAAGGGGAAUAUAUAUUUUUAAGAUUUAUGCACACAAUAUUACGGUAUACUUAGUGCCAAUUCAAUGUACAAGACGUCGUUUUUAUGUCUUUCCAUUUUUUUUACAAAGAAGCAAUUAAUCAAUUUCCAGUGAAAGAAAGUUAUAUUCUGGUGAAUUUACUGAAUGAUGUAACGCCAAACUGAAUGAUUUGAAGACACUGAACAUAACCACAGCUGGGUGCUAUAGCUGAUCCGGCCAGAAAUUAGUUUUCGGCUUAAAUUGUAUCAGUAAUUUCUAAGAAAUCUUUCACACCCUUGCUUUAGCAGUUCUAUUCUGUUGUAGAUCACAGUCGUGAAGUCAAAAUGUGGCAAGAGCAAAGAGGUGGCACAUGACACGCGGCCGGGUGUAUCACUGAUAUGUCGCGAAAAUUGUUUUGAAUUAAAUGAAGCCAAACUUUGUUAAUGAUGACUUCCCCUAUGAGGCUCUCCUCUGAUAAGUAAUAAGCAAAAACUAGUCCAAAUUCAGCUCAUUGCGUAAAAUAAUGUAUCGACGAUUUUUUUCGCAGUUCAUCUCUCACCCGGUGGUGUAUAACUUGCUCAACUCCAGAUGGUACCAAUCCUAUUUUCACGUAAGAAAAGAAUCAUGGCGGACACCUCAACGCUGGGGAUACUUUUUUCUCAACCUCUGGACAGUGUUUGACAUCGUCUUUUUCCCCUUUCUCUUUGUUAGUUUCUUCGUCGUGCAUUUAAUAAAACAGGCCUUGAGGAGAAAAAGAGGUUUGUAAUUUAGCAUUACAUGGUAAUGCGUCUUUAGCAAGCUCUUAGGUAUUCAAGAGGUUUGAACCUGGAGGAGGAGAGGGGGAGGCGCGGAGGGUGAUGGUUUUUUGUAUUUUAUUCCUAACUCCAUAAACCUAGGUUACCAUGCAAGCUGAGUCCUCUCAACUUAAGCAAUACAGGAGUCCUGGCUAAAACUAUGCGUGAGGUGCGGGUCACGUGUUUCUUCCCCGACGCGUGAAACGCGCUUCGUGCUUGCCUCGUGCUUGCCACCAUUCGCCUGAAAAAGACCCAAAAAAUACGCCUGUUCUACAGGCUACAUCGUUCAAGGAGUGUUCACAGGCCUGGUAUUUGUUACCACCUGAUCAUAACAGUCUUAAGAGUGGUUGGGAUCGUUCUAAACAAGUCUUGAGAUAAGAUACGAGCAGCUACUGGAGAGUUGUUGUGGUGCAUGGUAUCAGUUGUUACAAGUUUCCUUUAUUGAUCAGUGGUUUAUUCGUUUAGCUUAUGAUGCUUUCCUUGAUAAUUUUUCAGAAACUGAAAUAUGCUUUGUUUUGACACUGGGAAAAGAUAGCUCAAAAGAAGAAUUUGAUCUGAUUAAAAGGACAAUGAACUACAUUGUUCGUGAAUAUGGCUGUCACUUUGCCAAAUACUGUGUUGUUUUACAUGAAGACCACAAAAUGAUCGGUAACAUCAACUUUAAAGAGAGGUGCUCUACUGAGGCUGAACUUCGAGCGAGGAUUGACGCGUUACAGCUGCCAAGCUCUACCAGUUCACUCUGUGAAGAUCUUAUGGCCACCCGAAGUGCAUUCACAAACCAAACACAUAGGAAGGAGGCCAGAAAGGUGAGGUAUACGUGCGCGCAACCGUUUUCUGAAGCGCUGCCGAGUUUUGUCACUUAACUAGUUCCCAUGGGCUCAUUUUGCAGUCAUGAGCUGGCUAUCAGGCCUUGGCAAAUUAUACUUACCAAUUCGUAUUCAGUAUUGAUUGAUUUUGACGACCGCACGCUACAGUUGAUUUAUGUUUAAAACAUAAACACAAAUCAUGUUUUUUUGUUAGUGUCAUGGCUCAUAGGCCGGCCUCUUGCAUUUGCCCUCUUGCCGGAGAACUCAGGCUUUUCCUUCUUGCUUCAAGCUUUUAAACUCGCUGUCACGAAUAAUCGAGCGUCUAUGCUCUUUCUCUAUUAGAUAUCAGCAUGAGAAAACAUGUCCCACUAUUUUCCCUUGAUAUAGGUAAAAGCAAUAACCAUUUCACGAUUGCUAUCGGCUCGUGAUCUUCCCGCCUUUCUUAAGAACUAUUGCGUAAAACUCCUCGGGAAUUUUGUUCAGGACCUCCGGUACGUCCCUUUUAAAUAAUUUGUUUUUAAGUCCCAAAAGUUUCAGACUUUUAGCCGGAUGUUUGUGCUUUUUGGGGUAUCUUUUCUCUUAGUAUUCUCCCGUAAACUCUGAACCAAAACGUGGUUACUCUCCCUGACUUGUCCGCGGUUUUGUUCUGCUGUGCUUUCGCGACUCUCUUGUCAAUCGAUUUAAUUUCAACUUUCUGCAAUCCAUUUCACUUUUUGCAUUCAGUUUCAACUCUCUACACAGUUUGGGAUUAACUGACGCCUUCUCAGCCAAUCAGCAUGCUGAAAUUUUGUGCAUACAUAUUAAUGAUUUAGUUCUUUAUCUUAUCUGGCAUUUCAUGUACAUAACAGCUACAGUUAUCAGUUGUGUGAACAGAUUAAACGGCGAGAUAAACAAAACUAUUAUAACUCAUGCAAUAGAUCCAUUAAGAUACUCACAAGCACAUCAAUAAUAUUUUUGCGAAUCCAAUCCUUGUUGCUGAAAGUGUAAAUUUUUUUUUAUUGAAAAAUUCAAGCAGCUCUUUUAUCAGAAGGCCAUUGUUGUUCAAGAUUGAUAAGUUUGGGCUCAUAUUUGAUAAGACUUGUAAAUUUGUUUUUGAGAAUCAAAUGGAAUAAAUAUCACCUUAUUUUUAAUUUUAUGUUUAUAUUAGGCGGUCGUUCUCUUUCUUAAUGACUCGUUACGCAUGGUUAAUGCUAACAUUGAGAGACUACCGCCCCUAAAGGAGAUAAAGGAUAUGCAAGUUAACAUCUUUCCCGUCGGUAUCGGGGAGUACGCCAAAUUAUCAGAGUUAAAUAAGAUGGCAACUAAAGAUUGCACAGCACGUCACUUUGGAGAAUACGAGUCACACGAGACGUUGGGGACAGCUGUCAUACAAGGUAACAUGGGGAGGUUUAAAAUUUCGGUAUAAAAAAAACCCUCCUUACAAUGAUUAUUCUCCUAUUUGGUUUGGGAAAAAAUAAGAAAGCAUUGCAUGCAGUUGUUACGAUUUGAAUUGAGGAAGGUUUUUAACGGUGCUAUAUUUUUAAAAGCUUUUACUUUUCUCCCCACUUCUCGGAAGCGUGACUGGCUUUAUAAUUGAUAUGUUUUACUUUCUUACAGGUAUCGAGGGAAAGAACAUCUAUGGUGAGGACGAGCUAUUUUUGGUAGCUAGAUUUCCAGACCGUUAAACUUUUUUUUUUUCUAAUAAUUUUCGCUAGACCGUCAGUGCUUCCAGAGUUUUCUUUUGAUGGUCUCCAUUCUAAGCUAGCGUCUCAAUCAUUGUCCUACCGAGUAUAACUAUGAUUAUUAUGAUGCCUUCCAGAGAAAUACAAGGAUUACUUUACGACUCCUUAUUUCGUCUUUUUCCGCGACACGCUGAGCUAUCUCAUCCUCCUCGUUCUGCACUUCGCCAUUUGCCUGUCCCCUUCAGCUAUUGCGUUCAGUCGACUAGAAUGGGCCAUUUCAGUUUUCUUCCUGGGACGCGUUUUGAUGGAGGUGGAUCAGUUUAUUAGUACUGAAAAGGCUGGUAUGAAAGAACGUAUGCUGUGGAGGAGGAAAAGGGAUGGCUCCAGCUACCAAGUAUGUUCACAUGAGGGUCAACAAGAGACAAAUGAGGCAGAAGAAGACAAUAUCAUGCUAAAGAACCUUAAUAAUUAUUUUAGGUAUUUCAACUUUCUAUUGUCUGUUUGUUAGUGACAAUAGUAGAUUCUCAUUCAUGUUGGGGGCAUGAUCAGCUAGGAAGGAUGGGGAAAAAGAGUUAACAGCUUGAAGAAGGUAACAAAAUGAGUCACUGUUCUCUGCCUGGUACACUGGUAAUUUUUUAGAGCUGUAUCAUUAGUCAUGAGGUGACAUUGUUCACUGCCUGGGUUCAUUGAUAGCAACCAGUGUUUAUUGUUUUAGUACACCGUUAAUUAGCUCGUACCCUUUGUGUAAAAAAAAUAGUGGAACAUGUAACUGAUUAUCUUGCUUUAUAAUUAUGCAAGAUCUAGCUGUUCACGGAUUACAUCAAAUAAAUGGUCUUCUAGUACUGAUAUCUACUACUUUUUUAGUGACCGUUGGAAUGUGCUUGACUUCAUCAUUCUUGUUUUCUACCUGAUUACCUUCAUACUACGCAUAAUUACAUGGAGGAACUCCACGGACGUGUCAGAAAACUCACUCUUGGCUGUCUCAGAGUAUUUCUAUGGAUUUAUCGCCAUGUUUCUCACACUGAGAGCCUUUGGUCAAGUCAUAGAGCGCGUGCGGGGAAUGGGUGCAAUACAAAUCGCUUUGUUCUUUGUUAUCUGGGAUGUAAUGGCGAUAUUUUGGCAGUUUUUGGCCAUGAUUCUGGCAUUUUCCCUGGCUAUGACCAAGAUAUAUGUUGCUGAGAAGGCCUAUACCUUAGGAAAAGAUUCCGCGAAGGAUUUGUGAGUACAUAGUGCGAUCUUUCUAAAGUAUCGAAACCGUGAGUGACAGAUUCUAACUUGCUGGGCUCAUUCAUUUGUUACUCUUUUGUAGUAGUGGGGUGGAAGAGUUUUCCUUUUACAUUAUGGAGGGGACCUCAUGUAUGUCUAGGCACCCAAUGUAGGAAACAGUGGGCUAAAAGCUAAUCAAGUGAGAUUUAGCUUUUUGGAUGGAAAGCCUGACAGGAGGGUAAAACUACUCAGAUCAGAAUGUCAAACGUUGCAUGAAAGGCCGAUUUUUACAGUCUUUAUGAAUACUCACGCAGGCCUCAAUAAAUAAGUCACUUCGUCGCGCCACUAAUACAAAAGGUUUGAAAUCAAAUUAUGAUAGCCUGAUACCCAUUAAUCAUUGCUGGGUCAGUCGUAGUCAUGAAUUGUGGAGUCAGUGACUUGCUAUACACCGUGAAUUUUUGUGUUACGGGAGGUAUAAGUUCAGGAAUGUUAGUUAACAAUUUCUCUGGAAAAACACAACUGUGUAAAAUAAAAUUCGGAGGGGGGAGUGGUUAUGUAACUUUGACAAUUUCUGUUGGUUAAACCGUAAACCAUGACAACAGUUUCUUUAACCAUUCAUUUUUCCUAUCAUUUUUAGGGCAUGCAGUGAUUCCGGGCUAAUUUGGUAAGAAUAAAAUUGUUGUUUUUUCUACUCUAAUUUUAACUUUGUACUCUGAUGUCUAAAAUAUACCAGGUUACACGAAAUUUUUGCUAACCUUGAAUUUCGCGCUUUCAAUAUGCCGCGAUUAUUUUAAAAAGUUUCAAGCGUGAAAUUCUAUACCUGAGGGGUCGGAAAGGCUAAUUAAGGUCUCCCGAGAGGAAAAGAAGUGAGAAAAAAUCAUUCUGAUGUGUUGAAAUAAGUACUGAUGUUCAACACUGAGCUUUAUCAGCUUCAUCAUGAAAAUUUGCAGGAAAGACACUCUUUCCUUUCAGGGCAGCAGAUUUACUAGAACAAGAAGCAGAGCUGCGAGUGAAGAAACCCUCUUUGCCCCCCAUCCCUCUCGCGGCUUCGCGUCCGAUUAAUUAACGCUACUUCAGACUUCAUCGUUGCUAUUUCUUUUUACCAGUGGUAUCCCUCAGGUUUAAGGUUAUCUUGUGAUAUUUUGGAUACCAACCCUUAAAUGUGUUGGUGUUUCACUUGAUGGAGCUGACCAGGAAUCUUGAAAGCAAAUUUUGAAAUCGAUCAUCCAUGUAGGAGUAGUGACACGAUGGCCUCCAGGACACAGACGUUUGAAAACAUUUAUGGCGGUCAUAACAAUCUCAAUUUCAAAAAUUCAAUGGUGUUUCGAUCUAACUCGUUGCUUAUGUUCUUCAGUUGGUGGAACAUGGCGACACACCUUGGUUGGUCUUUACUAGGUUUAGCUGACCUGGAUAGGUUGAACUCCGUCGACGAUUCAUCCGUUUCUCUUAUUCAUGUGCUGUACAGCUUCUUCUUAAUCAUGGCAGUUAUUCUUCUCGUGAACAUGAUGAUUGCGUUGCUCUCAAACACCUAUCAGCAGGUUCAGGUACUUAACAGUCUCUCUGCCUUCGCUGAUGUAUAUUAAUUCUGUUCAUAAUCCAGAGUUAAGAAAAUAUGAGAAGUUCUCGACUGUAAACUCGGUAGGACUUUUUUGGCGUAAGAUACAAAAUACAUUUUUCGCAAAGUUCAAAAGAUUCUAUGAUCAUUUAUAAAUGUACUUUUAGCCGACUGACGCUUUACACGAAAAUGAUGGCGAAUAUUGUCCCUCUGGUAUGAUAUGCCAAAAUAUUCUUCCGCUAUAGGAGUGUCGCCUGUUGUUUUUAUUAACUGGUACUUCCUUAGAAGCUGUUAAGUCCCUCGCAUUCCUCUAUUAUCAGGAUAAUUCACUGCAGGAGUGGUCUUUCAAGAGAGCCAUUACUGUAAGAACUUACAGCACCUAUCAUCCGAUACCAGUGCCCUUCAACCUUUUGUCUGUCCCCCUGAUAGCACUCUGGAACCUAUGUUGGCGCGACACUCCUGCUUCGCUCAAGGGCGGACGGGUAAGCUGCGGCCUUGCCAAUUAGUUUUGUGAGUUUUAACAAGCUGCUGUUGUUUAAAGUUAUCGUUCACGUCUGCUCAGUGAUUUUACUUCACUUUCGAUGUGGCCUUCUUUGAUUCGACAGAGAGUAGCUCUGAAUAAAGUGGUGAAGAAACUAGAAAGGAUGUACUUCGAGAAAUACGGUUAUGAAUUUCCCCUCACAGGUGGGUGAUAUGCUAGAUUAGUAGAUAGCCCCAGAAAUCUAUGAUAUGAUCAUAAAAAGAAUAUGGCGGAAAGAGAUGUUUUUCUACUAAACCUUGCUUCGCUAUGAUCAAAGUAAUAGUUCUAAAGAAGUUUAUACCAUGACAGACAAGAAAUAAAAAAUCACAAAUUAAGAAUUCCAGUAAUGAUAAUCUAUUUAUAACGAAGGGUAUCGUAAUGAUUUUGCGGACUAGAUUCAGAAGAGACCAAUUUAAUAUUUGGUUCCUCGCUUUGUUUUAGAGGGGAAAAAGAUAGAUCACUUGGUGCAUGAAAAUGAGGGAGGACGAAAAUUGGCCAAUCAGAUAGUUCGGCAAGUAUUCCGACCGCGUGGAAAUAAGGAGGAAAAACUUGCGUCUGGCCACAGAGUGAGUGUUUUUCAGGCCCACAUUCUUAUGUUAAUUAAACAGGAAGUUUCCCUACCAUAUACUAUGGAUCCUGCUCCAUCAGGAUACACCUUUUUAACCUUUUUAAUUUGCAUUUUAACCUUUUCCCUCGAACACAAAUUUAAAUGUACGAUUGAGAAAAUCUUUCAAGAAACGUUGUGCUGUAGUUUCCAUGUUCCCUUGAAAAAAAAACGGACUUGUUUUGUAGUGACAUAGAAAAGCUGAUCUGAAAUGCUGCUCCAGGAAGUACAAAAAAAGUCAACAAAACUCGCUCUCAAUGCGCGAUACGAAAAGUAAUGGGAGGGUUAUAGCUUGAAUAAAACCCCUUCUAGCUUGCUGGUAUGUCGGCUGACAAUGUCACUGGUUGAGAGAUUGUCUUUAAGUUUUCAAAUUUCUACUUGAAGCUUUGGUUCUUGGCCAAAUGUUCAUUCUUGGACAAUGUCUCAGCCGUAGACAUUUUCAGGUGACAUACCAGCCGCCUGAAGGGGUCCAUCGUGUUACUGAAGUUUUGUUUGAUUGUCAUUUAAAGGCGUGGUAUGAUUCGCCGGGAAUUGCUGUCGAUGGCUGUCUCCUAACUUACGUGGGACCAGAUGUCUGCGACAUAUGCAAAAGUGGAAAUCGUAAGAACAUUCACAGUGCCAAGUUCAAGUCUCCCUUUACGCCAGAGACACCAAGAUUUGAGGUGUGCUUUCGAUUUAUAGAAAAUUAUUUGCGAACAAAAAAUUUAAUUCAUAUACUUCCUGCUUCAUGAUAGAUUCUCUGAAGAUGCAACAUAAUUACAUUGUCUUUUUACCCUCUUCUCUUAAAUAACCUCCCUCUUGUAGGCGCUGGUAUUCUUUUCUAUUUUGUAGCUCUACAGGUACUAAUUUUUCUAAGAAUGAGCUUAACGGUGCCUCCAUAAUAGAAAGACCAGACCGGUUCCUGAAAAACAUCUUUAUGUUCCUCUUGUGGUAUCCUAUUUUCACCUUUGCUUUAAUGGUAACGUGUCAACAUGGAUCAAGUUUGGGCACUUAACCCUGUAACACCUAAGAGCGACUAUGAUGCCAAUGUCUCCACACUUUAUUAUCCCUGAGUCGAACAUUAGGGUCACUUGGAUAAAGUAAAUGAUCACCAACCGAAACAGCUCUUCAUUGUUUAAAUAAUUCUUCCUUGUCAGCACAAUUGUAUAGAGAACAGCAUGGAGAAUAUUCAUAAUUAUGUUAGGGUAUGAAAGGUUAAAUUUAUCUCCUUUAUAUCCUUAGAUUAGUGUGUUGCUUUGUAAUCAUCAUCAUUAUUGCAGUUGUUAUUAUAGCUGCUUUUGUUGUUUAUAUGAUCAUUAUUUCGGAUGUUAAUUGUUUAUAUUAUGGCUAACAUCGUCUUUAUAAUCGUCAUUAUUUUGCUUUGGUCUAAGAAACUAGUAUUCCCUCGGUCUCAUGAGCAAAAAAACUCAUUUGCAUACUGAAACAAAAAUUAAAAGUAUGGGACUUAUGGCAACCGUAACAACAAAGUCUAAAAAAGAAAAGGCCGUCAUUGUUUUGCAGGUACUUAUUCAGGAGACUGGGGAGAGGCGUAUUGUGGCACUGGGUGCUGUGCAUGAGUCGUACGACUGUCACAAAAUGCCUGGCUGGUAUAGUGGAACAGUCGGUUACCAUAUAGACGAUGGCAAAAUAUUUGAAACUGGCUUCCAUGAGCUGGGAAGAGAAGUCGAAGGUAUGGGUUACUCUGACGAUAGGUGUACGAUAUCUGCCACAAGGAUCUGUUGGCGCUUGGAAACAUAAUUAAAGUCUUACCGUCCUUCUGAGGGCGACCUUGCGACAGUAGGUUUCUGUUUUCCAAAAGAAAAAGAUUCACAAAUUUUCGUUUGUGAACGUUAUAGGGAUCACUUUAAAUUCGUUAUAGACUCCUCGAGAUGAUUAUUCUGACGUGCAUGAGAUAAGUGGGAAAUGUAUUGUAGCUGUGUGAUCAAUAGAAUGUUGAACGUAGUUACUGUAAAAUCCAUGUGCCUAGAGUGUGAAAUUGAAAAAACCCUGAAUCCUUCGAUCGUGGAGGGUUCCAACCCUCGCCUUCUGCUUGCCGAUCAAAUGGUCUACAGAGAACUCAUUUAAGGCCAAAGAAAAACAAGAUUCAUAUCAACAAAUGCUUGACGCUACUAGGAUCAUUUAUAUCGUCAACACUCCUUGUAUAAAUACAGUGAGGGAGAUUAAACUUUGUCUUCGAAUGAACGAAGAGGUAGGUAAUUGAUCAAGACCGAACAACAAGGAAAAAAAGUCCAAUUUCACAUCCUGGUGUUACACGGUUGGUUGCCUCAUGUUUAGCUUAUUUUGUUAUCUUUUUGCUAUUUACUUAAUUUUUUCUGUUGAUAACUUAGGAGCCAUGGCUUACCGCGGUGAUCUCAUCGCUUGUGAAGUUGAUUUUAGUGGAGGCCCCGAGGGGAAAGUCUCUGUGUUGUUCUCCUUGAACGGUAGAGAAGUAGCGCGUUCUUCAGUGGAGUAUACUGAGGGAAAUAAACUAUUUCCCUUCGUUUCAUUGGGAUUUGAAGGCAUUACAGUGCUCACCAAGGUAUGUUCGAAAGAUGGAGGGGGGGGAGGGGGGGGGGAGGGGGAGGGGGAGGGUAAUGGGCUAGAAAUCUAUAAAUGGUAUGGUUUCAUCAGUAAUCUGCCAACAUAUCAUACCUCGGCACACUCCUCCAGCUACAAUUAAUCGAGGGAUUGUUCCUGUGACCAAAUUGAAAGCAUGUGGAGAGGGAGCUCUCUCUACGGCAGCUAUCAGGCUCUAGAAUCAAAAGAAGAACUUUGUCGUAUCCAGUGUUAAAAAGACCACAAAAAUUUUGUUCAAGUCUGUGUAAUUUUAAUAUUUGCGAACAUUUACAACUUUCUACCAAAAUUCAGUGCCCUGAUUGCUCUUAAUUAAGGUACGAACAGGGAAAUAGCGUGUCGAUCUAAUUUUUAGAAUUCUAUAUCAGGCAUAUCUGUAUUCCAUAAUUGUGAACAUUAGAGUUUAUACUUUACACCUGUGAUCAUGGCUGCCCUAAAUUUUCGUACUUUUCUUCUUCAAAGUUGAGACGUUUGAUUUCCACACGUUUUAGAUGUGCCAUCGUGACAGAGACCGUUUUAGUAGAAUAACAAACGAAGACAUUCAGGAAGAAAUUGGAGACCUGCGACGUGAUUUUCAGAAUCAACUUACCGAGCAAAGGAGGAUGUUGUCAGAAAUGAGAAAUUUAGUACUGCGUUUGAAGGAAGUAAAGGAUAAAGAUGAACAAGAAGAAGAUACUAAGAAACUGGCGGGUGACUUAAGUUAA